CGACAGAUUUGGUGGCGACGUUUAAGACGACGGAAUACGGUGCUGCGGAAUCGAGGAACAACGUGGCAAAUGUCCAAAAUGUUGCGGAUAGAAUUGGUGGGCCUGCUACUGUUGGCCUGCACGCAAAUCCUUACGGAGCACCGCGACUUUCGCGAGUCGCGGGACCAGUAUGGCUACCACCAGCGCUUCCACGACUCCCCGGAGAGAAUGACGAGAGAGGUGCGCGUCAAGGAGGGCCGAUUGCGCGGCAUCGUGGUCCAGCCCAGAACCAAUCACAACUUGCAGCUGGUCGACGUCUUUCUCGGAGUUCCUUACGCGGAGCCUCCCGUGGGAUCCUUCAGAUUUUCACCGCCCCGCUCGCCGCAGCCGUGGCGCGGGGUGCGCCAGUCGCAGGAAUUCGCCCCAGUUUGCCCGCAAGUCUUGCCGAAUCUGCGGGAGGAGGUGAAGCCGGGCAGGUACGAGUAUCUGGAGAGACACUUGCCGUACCUGAAGAACCAGAGCGAGGACUGUCUGUACCUCAACAUCUACGCUCCUCAUCAGCCCGAAGGCCAGAAAAAUUUGAGGAGGUACCCGGUCAUGAUGUUCAUCCACGGCGAAAGUUUCGAGUGGAACAGCGGCAAUCCUUACGACGGCGCCAUAUUGACGGCCUACGGCAACGUUGUUUUCGUUACAAUUAACUUCCGACUCGGCAUCCUAGGUUUCCUAAGGCCCGGGAUUAGAGACGACACCGCAAGUAAUUUCGGACUGCUGGAUCAAAUAGCGGCACUGCUCUGGCUGAGGGAAAACAUCGCGGAGUUCGGCGGCGACCCUAACAGCGUCACUUUGAUCGGUCAUGGAACCGGAGCUAUCUUCGCUAAUCUACUUCUAAUCAGUCCGGUUACUAACAAGAAAGGAUUGUUCAAACGGGCCAUUCUGAUGUCGGGAUCAGCAAUGAGCGCGGACGCCAUCGGCAAGGCGCCAUUGCAAAUUACCAAGCAGGUGGCGCACGCUCUCAACUGUCCCACCACCAGCGACAGCGAACUGGCGCUCUGCUUGCGCAACCAGGACGUAGACAGGCUGCUACACGUGAAAAUCCACAAGCCGAAAUACGUGCCGGCCUACGCACCGUUGAUCGACCGCGCCGUCAUCCCCGACAAGCCGCUCAAUUUAAUGGAGAACGUCCAGCUCUUCGGCAGGUUCGAUCUGAUGUACGGUAUAACGGAAUCCGAGAAAUUUCACAUCCUGCCACCAGUUGCUUUGUUACACGGCAUGCUUGAUGGACAACGAGAUGAGAUCCUGCGAGACCAUGCCAAAGCGACGCACGAGCUCGAGCCGGAGCUGAUCCUGUCAAAAGUGCUGGAGCAGUACGGCGACUUCUCGAGCGGUUUCACGAAAGAGUACGCGACGAAGAAUCGGGACAUGGUGCUGGAGGCGCUCUCCGAUAGCGGCACCGUGGCGCCGUUAAUAAUGACUGCCAAUUUGCAUUCAAGGGCGAACCCGAAGAGCUACAUGUACGUCUUCUCGCAUCCGAAAGCUAUGCAAGACUACUCUGGCCAACAACGUCAACACACAGUGCACGGAGAAGAGUUGCCCUAUGUACUGGGUGUCCCAUUAGACGGCAGCAAGUACAACUUACGGGGUCGAUAUGACAUCAGGGAGACACUGUUUUCAGAAGCCAUAAUGAAUUGGUGGUGCAGCUUUGCUUAUAUCGGGAAUCCCAACGUCGCGAAGCGAUAUCCCUAUCUGACUAGCGUGUUCAAGGAAUGGGGUCAGUAUGAGAUCGAGUGGCCGGAAUACGAUCCUGCCAAUCAAACGUAUUUCAAUCUAACCAUACCGCCCAACGUAGGCGCGCACUAUCGUUCGGCGGAGAUGCAGUUCUGGAAUGAGGACCUGCCCAAUCUGCUCAGGCACCCGAAUAAAGACAUCUCGGGCCCGACACGACCGAGAGGACCGCGACCGCAGAUUCUUGACUUCGCCGACGGGAUUGGCAAAUAUGUCAACAAUACCGCCAACCGGAAGCACAACGGCCACGAUACUGGGUACGCGCCCUCGUCCAGCGUCGCAGAUUCCAGCACGGAGGGGACGCCAUUUUCACCUGUGGUUACAACGGCUGGGGGCGUCGGGGAGGGCUCGACGAUAGAGCCGAGCACGUUAAGAACCUCGUCGGCGAUGAUGAUGGUGAUUGUCUUUUUCGUGGUGUUUAUACUGAUAAACUUCACGGCCUUCCUAUACAUCUAUUAUAAGAAGCAGAACGUGAAGGGAAAAGAGAAGUCGUUGAAGAGACGCGGCAGCGAGAAGAAAAACGAUUCUGUCAAGAGGUCGAAGACUGAUAAACACGAGAACCAUUACGGCCAGCUAGGCUACAAAAGCGACAGCAAGCCAGAUUUGAACGACGUGAUAAAGAACGACAAGGCAUACGACAACAACUCCAACUUUGGACGCAGAUCGAAGCUAUCGAGGCAGAAUUCCAGCUCCACUAUUGACACCCACAUCAAGGUUCGGGAAUGGAUUCAGCAGGAGAUUGUGCACAGAUGUUCGCCGAGGUUCUUACGUAAAACGCGAGAAACAUUGCAGAAGGAGCAUCAGGAGAAGCUGAGCAAGCAGCAGCAAGAAGAGAAGCAGCGCGUAGAGGAGGAAGCGUCCAAGGAGAGGAAGGACGAGCCGAUAUACGACGAGAGCCCGGCGCUGGUGGUGCGCCCCGGGAAAAAGUCGAAACUGCCCAAAAUUUCCGUGGCCAUUGACGCCACGCCGGCGACCAGGACGGAGUCCAUUCUGAAUCAGAUGCCGAUCGAGUUAACGAAGAGCAUCGAGGCGGCGAACGUGUACGAGCCGAGCUCGCAGCAGUUGAUGACUCCCGAAGUGAUCGUCAUAGAGCACCAUCAUUCGCGGAGCGACCCGUUGCCGAUGGAGACCGUUUUGAAAACGAUGAAGCCGAAUUUCUCAGCUCCCAGGAUUCACGAGUCGGACUCGGGAAGCGCGAGCAGCCUGUACGCGAAGAUCAACCCGAAGCUGAAGUCGCGUCUGCCCCGUCCCGGCGUGGGCGCGAACGCGGAGGCGCCGUUGCCCGAGGAAUCCAAGUACGAGGGUCUUCGGGAUGAAGAGAUCUACAUGAAGACCGGGCCGGUCCUCACGACUUUCGGCACGAGCGACGUAAACGUGACGUGCCGGGAACCCACCACGGAGAGGGAGUGCAUCAGCCCCGAGGAGGCCCUGAAGACGAUAAAACGUCGAAACUACCCCAAGGUGCUGCCGGAUAUCGAGAAGAGGCGAUCGCUUCCGGCGCCGAGCAGCCUCUUCGUGCCGAAACAGUACGCGAAUUCGUUAAAGGACUAUAAGAACGGCAAUCGCGCCAACUUGGUCUCGAAUCAGCCGCCACUGCCACCCCCGAGGAUAUUUGGCACCUCCAAGAGCUUGGAGAAGAGCAGCGGCUUCCUCGCCGAGGAAAACGAGAGCCAGACCGAGAGCGAGCCGAUGACGACGAACCUGCACGUGGGUCCCUUGCUAAAAAGACCGGACUCCGCGAGAAAUAACUCCGAUCCCAAUAUAAUCGAUUCCUUGGACGGAAAUAGAGGUGUCCAGGCUGGCGGAAGUGUCGACGCUAUUUAUGCUAAUCCGAGGUGUCCGCUUCACGGGAGUCGAUAUCCCGUCGCGCCGAGCUCGCACAGCGUCGGCGACGAUCUCGGCAAGGCUUCCGGGCUUUUGAACGCGGGCAACCCCAAUUGGUACAAACCGGCAGCGGGCGAGUCGUCAGCUAUAAUGACGUCGACCGCGUCGGAACCGCAGAUCGCGAUGAGCGGGGACGAGAGAGGCGCCGCUGGCGUCGCGACGCCGACGGUAGAACCGAAGAUCGUGAUCGCGCCGAGGGCGGUUAAUCCGUGCCAGGUCAAUCGACAGCCGAGCCCGACGGCGCGUCCCGAGGACAGGAUCGAUCGCGAGCCGUGGGCGAUUGGAGGAUCGUCGGAGGCUUCGAGCACUUCCGGCGGCUCGAUGACUUGGCGGGAGACGGAGAGGAGGGAGCCGCGGAUAAUCAUCACCGCGCGGGAGCCCAAGAAUUGCGCCCCGGCGAGCAGUCUGAAGCAGCCCAAGAUCAUCAUAAAGCCAACGGCGACUCUGCCGAGGAGCAGGGAUCAAAGGAAUAUACCGAAGGUGUCAGCCAUACCGUCGCCGGAACAGCAGAAUUGUCAGAACAGCGAGCGAGAUAGGGCGCUCGAGCAAAGGGAAAAGCCCUCCCUGAGGGAGAAGCCGAGGGUCACGAGGAUACCGUCCUUCUCACGCAGGCGGGAGGAGCCUGGUAUUGAAAAGCCGUCGUACGUAGAGAAGACAGAAAUCGCGCCGAGGGCGGAGGCGGCGGCCAGUAAAAUCACAAACGCGCCAUCGACACCCGACGCCAGGUCGGGCAUACCUAUGCCGGCGACAACGAUGACGCCGAAGAGCGAGAAGACCCCCAGCACGGACUCGUCGUCCGCCAGCAACGGGAAUUCCAGUAACUCGAAUACCGGUACGAUCAAACGGAAGCCGGCGAACAAGAAAUAAUUGGCCGGAGCCAAUUCGAGUGCCACGUGUUAUGUCCCGUCCUAUUUCGCGAAACGCGUAGAUGGAAUGCAGAUGGGGUCUCUAUACCAUUCCGGCCAAGUGUCGAUAUAGUCCCGCGACGGCGCCCAAUCUCUUCCACGAGACAUUCGCUAACGCGCCCACGCGCGUAAUUCGUAAUAGCAACGUAAUUAGCAAAGCGCCAUUUUCUCUCUACGUUUACGUCCAAAUCGUUUUCGCUCUUCCUUCAAAUCUUUCCUUAUUUAUGCGACGCCGAACUCGUCGAACCGUAAGAUCCUUCUCUUUAGAAUUAAUACUAUUUAUUAGGGGAAAGUCCUUUAUCACGAGAUAAGCUCCUGAUACGAGAUAUCGGGGUUUCUGCUAAAUUUCUAUGGGCCUCAUCUGUUGGUUCCACCAUGAAUUUAUCGCCCUUGGAACGAAAUCUACUCAUAGAUCGCGUAAUUGUCGCGGAAAAAGACUGAUUUUGAAAACCUGCUGUCUCGUAUUAAAAGCCUGUCCCAUGAUAUGGGACUCUCCCCUACUAUCCUGGACGUUCGAUAACGCGUGUGGUACCACAGUUUAGCGACGCUAGCGCACUUUUUAUUCGAAUAUAACUUUUGUAUUUAUAAUAAUAUAACUUUUGUUAUUAAUUGUAUCGUACUAUUUUUCUACGACUAAUUAGAGUUACGCGACAGACGCGCACUUAAUCCAAUUGUAUAUCGUGUAAAUAAUAACGCUGUGAACGUUUAAUUUUACGAUCUAGACCGGCGAACCCGCUCCCGCGUACGUUUGAGCGACUUUCAAUCGACCAACAAAUGUCGAUUAUGCGUCAUGAGCUUGGAUGUUAAUAAUUUUCAAGGCACUCGCUCUUUUGUACGCCCAUACGUAAACUUUAUACGAUGUGAAUAAACGUUUUUCGUACUUUUUCAACAGAAAACUCAAAAUGGGAGCGCGUCCCAUCGCCGAUUCAUCAUCUCCCUUCCCCCCUUUUCGCGCAAACGCCGCGCCGUGUAUCCCGUGACGUUACACGCGUCUCGCAAACUUUGUUAUUAAGUGAGGCAGCUCUGUAAGUCGCGCAGAUGCAGCGGGGAACGACAAGCUAAAGUGGUUGGCGAGUUCUCACUUAUAUUACCGGUGGAUCGAAUUGAUUUUCAAAGUUCGCCCGAUAAUGGGAUUCUCCUCGCCUCUAACGUCGCCGCGCGGAAAGGAAGAGGCCAUUUUCACGCGAGCUCUCUUCUCCCCCCUGCAAUCAGUCUGUCUCCAUCUUCUGUCGCUCAUCUCUUUCGCCCUCCUUUUCUCGUGUUUUCGUUUCAUCUUGUCCCACGUCAUUCGACCCGUUCGAAAGCGUCACCCUGAUCAGGGUUCAAGGAGCGAAAAAAGACGGUGCGAGUGUUUUGACGGGACUUUCGGCGAGUUUUUGGCGAAAUUGAGUUUCCAAAAAUGGUGCGACGUCUAAUGGCACGGUGUAGAAGAACGAGUUUUACGAGAAAAUGAUAUCCGAGGGCAGAGACGGAUAAGAAAGCAAUUGUUGCGCAAAUUUUUUCUUUAUAAGAAAGAAACAACGCUCGUUGAAUGUGCAAACAAGUAUCAAGGAUCAAAAAGAUACGAGCGGUACGUUAUAUUCGAUAAAAAAUAGUCUAUUAACUAUACGAUGACGCUCAGACUGUACGAAGUCCCCAUCGAUACCGUUAAAAAGGUGAAAUGUAAAUUAAUCGAAUAAAUCAAUUAAAAAUAGCGAGGCAAUAAAAACGUACCGAGGGUACAACGUAUUAAAAGGUCAGUGAUAUUCGCAGAAUUUAUUAAUUCGCAACUUUUUAUUGAUUUGUUCGAACAAUUUACAUUUCACAUUUUUAAUGAUAUCGAUGAAACUUUUUAUCGCCGGAAACAAUUUGACUUUAGACCGAUCCAAAGUAUUGUCUGCAAAUUAUCGAGGCUGAAUUACAUACAUGUAUUCGGGCCCCACGGCUCGUGUGAGCGAAGCUCAUCAGUUUAGCCCGCUGAACUGCAAGACACGAGUAAUCUGACAGCGAUAACUCGGCCAUAUCCUCGGAGCAUGCAUCGCUAAGUUGGCGCUUAGAUGCCGGUGUUGUCCUCUACCUUAUGCGACAGCGCGUAACCAGUAAUCAUCCACCGCACACGACGAAUGGGGGAAGGCCCUGCGGUCGCUGUGACAGUUGCGUGGCACUGCGUGACCCAUUGUCAGAGUGAUAUACUAUCAGAAGUAACGGAGGGAACAAAAGCCAGAGAUCCUGUCUUCUACAGAUGCCCCCCUCGAGGCCGGAUUCCGAUUUCUGUAGAAUCACAAUAAUCAUGACGGCGAAAUGGAAUGACAAUCUUCAUUCUUUAUCUUAGAUCUUUGUCGUCUGAACAUCAAAGUUUUUCUUUCGUGUAUUUAUAAACUGUAAAAAUUAUCCCACAAACUGACGAUUGAAAAGAUGUCGAAGUCUCAAAAAAUCUACAUUGAGUCUAGCUAUCGAAAAAAUAUUAUUAUAAUACGUUAACGUGCAUGAAUAACAUUUUUCCGAUAUUUAAAUAAAUUGGAGGAUUGAAAAAUAUUUCAAAUUCGAUAGGAUACAACUAUUCGUGUGGUUUCUCUUAUUUCGCGACGGCGAAAUGGAAUCUUAAUUUUCAUUCGUCAUCUUAGAUCUUUGCCGUUUGACUAACAAAGUUUUUCUUUCGUGUAUUUAUGAAAUGUAAAAAUUAUCUCACAAACUGACGAUAAAAGAAAUGUCGUCGAAAUCUCAAAAAUCUACAUUGAGUCUAGCCCUCGAAAAAAUAUUAUUAUAAUACGUUAAUGUGCAUGAAUAAUAUUUUUCCGAGAAUCCUUCUUCAAAAAAGAGAUAUUACCAGCGCGAAUGUCGUUAAUAUCGAACAGUUGAGACCUUUUUGCCGCGAUGCCGAUUAGUUCUCUCGAAGGGCGGUGUGCUUCACUUCUUUUUUAGAUUCGUCUCAUGUUUCAGCUCGCACCUGAAUUUUGACAGUUGUGCAAAAAUAUACUUAAAGAAAGUUAGAGACUAAACAAAAAGUUAAAGAAGAUUAAGUUAAAGUUAAACAUCUAAUUGAGUGAAGAAGAAUGAAAGAAAGUCUCAUUCUUCUGAUGAAAUGCAACGAUAACUAAUCUUCUUUUUAAAAAGGUAUGUAAGACGAAUUAUUAACGCUGUUCCGCGAUACUGAUUUUCUUGCUUGGCUUUGUAGUGCGAGUAGCUGUCAGCGCGAAAAUCAUGUAAUAUGUAU
This is a messenger RNA of Vollenhovia emeryi, 7743 nucleotides long. RefSeq lists its product as uncharacterized. Gene Ontology annotation, biological process: synaptic vesicle endocytosis; modulation of chemical synaptic transmission; neuron cell-cell adhesion. The record is from RefSeq and is a predicted model, not a curated record. Lineage: Eukaryota; Metazoa; Arthropoda; Insecta; Hymenoptera; Formicidae. The coding region runs from base 70 to 4512 and encodes 1480 amino acids. The transcript is spliced from 13 exons. Gene Ontology annotation, molecular function: signaling receptor activity; neurexin family protein binding. Gene Ontology annotation, cellular component: cell surface; postsynaptic membrane; synapse.